This is a messenger RNA of Volvox carteri f. nagariensis, 3978 nucleotides long. RefSeq lists its product as uncharacterized. Gene Ontology annotation, molecular function: lipid binding. The transcript is spliced from 15 exons. The record is from RefSeq and is a predicted model, not a curated record. Bases 1 to 3978 code for a protein of 1325 amino acids. NCBI's taxonomy places the organism in Eukaryota, Viridiplantae, Chlorophyta, Chlorophyceae, Chlamydomonadales, Volvocaceae.
AUGGGGACACAGGGGCGCUUGGGCUGCGCCAGCGGCCUAAGGCUAACGCACCGGACGCGACAGCGUCACCAGCACCACAGCCACCAUGACGUGGCGCAGCAGCAGCAGCAACAACAACAGCUGGCGCAACGUGUGGUGCCCACGACGCCGAUGGCCUCCGCCACAAAGCUCCCGGCUCGAGGCGGGGUGGGUGCCGGCGGUGUCGCACUGGGUAUUAUCCUUACGGUGGCGUUACAGCUCGUGGGGCGCUGGCUACAGCGGCAGCGAUGGGCGCAACAGCUGAUGGAGCUCCUGGACCUGCGGCGCAGCAGCGGCAGCAGCGCUAGCACAAGCGGAAUGUACGACGACGGUGCUGACGGCUUUGCCGCAGCUGGCCGGCGGCCGGGUGGCCGCCGCGGUGGCAGCACCACCAGCCAGGCUGCUGCCGGCGGCGACGCGGGGGCCGUGGGCAGUAGCGUCAGCGGGAGCGUUGACGGCGCCGCCGGGAGAUUUGCCUUCCUGGGCAGCGGCGGCGGCGAUACGGGAAGCUUGCAGGGAAGUCCGUUGGGGACGCUGGACGGCGGCGGGGUGGGGUUAGGAGUCGGGCAGGGGGUGGCGUCGCUGGGCAGCAGCGGUGCCGCCGCCGCGGCGGCUGCGGCGCUGCCGUCGGUGGCGAGUUCAGACCCCGGGGAGAGCGUGGAGUGGGUCAAUAUGUGCUGGCGGAAGGUCUGGCGGGUGUACCAGCGGGGUCUGGAGCGCUGGAUCAUCGACCUGCUGCAGCCGGUGUUUGACGGACUGGUGAAGGACGGCUCGGUGCCGCGCUGGCUGUGCAGACUUAGAGUGGUGGAACUGACCUUGGAUCACGAGGCGCCGUACUUUUCAAAUAUGCGGCGGAGAAAUAGCCGGAAAGACUCGGACCUCAACGGUGUCGUGGACCUGCGCUACACGGGAGGUGCCCGAAUGCUGCUCAUGCUGGAGCUGGGAGAGGGCCGUUGGCGGUUUAAAGUCCCCGUACUGGUUUCGGAUCUGGAUCUGGAGUGCCAGAUGUGGCUCAAGCUGCGUCUCGCGCCCAUGUGCCCCUGGAUCGGCACCAUCAGCCUGGCGUUUGUGGGUCCACCCAACGUCAAGGUCCAAUUGUCGCCGUACAACCGUGUACGGCUUAUGCGUGUACCUGUCGUACAAAACUACCUUCGGAAGUUGCUGACGGUGGAUUUGCCGGCGUUGAUGGUGUUGCCACAGCGUCUGGAGAUCAACAUCCCGCCCUCCGUGACGACCAUUGCGGAGGCGGCGGUGGGUCGGGACACCAUCAUGCGGGCCGUGGCGAGCGCGGUCCUGCAGGCUGAUGCGGUGGAAGCUGCUCUGCUGGCCGCCCUGCCGCUGGGGCCGCAGACACCGGCUGGCGGCGUGACGCUGCCGGAGGCCUUCAAGGGCGAGCUGGGUGUGACCCUCCGCGAGGCUCGCAAUCUACCCGUGUGGGGCUUCCCGGGUCAGAGCAACCCCUACGUGCGGCUUGUGCUGGGGGAGCAGGCUGUGCAGAGUCGUCGCGAGGGCGACACCAGCCACCCGGGCCGCCACCGGGCCCCGGUGUGGAACCAGGAGUUCCAGUUCCUGGUGGAGAACCCCGAGGUGCAGGUUCUUGAAUUGCUCGUCAAGGACAGCCAUCUGACGGGUCGUACGGAGGUGGGACGAGCGACUAUUAAGCUGGCCGACGUGCUGGUGGCGCAGCAUUCGGCGGAGGGCGGCAAAUUGACCAUGUGGGUGCCGCUGCAACCCCCAGCCGGAUCGUACGGCAUUACCGGCGGCGAACCCGUACCCACUGGCGAUGUGCUUCUGGAGUUGUCGUACAAGGCCUUUGACGAUGACGAGCAAGACUCAGGGUAUCGGGAAGCGGAGAACUACUCCAAGCAGGCUGCGGCACAGGCGCCCAUUACCGACAUUCGCAGCGCUGCAGCCGCCAGCAGCCGCGCAGCCGUCGCCGCCUCCGCUGCCGUCUCCGCGAUUGCAAUGACGCGCGCGGCGGCGGCGCGCGCAGCCGCGCGCGCGGCGCGAGCCGCCCAGGAGGCCGCUGCCGCCGCGGCGGGCGCAGCCAAGGGCGCUGUAGACCAGGGUGCAUCUAUAAUCGCCCAACAGCAGCAGCAGGUAUUGCCGCCGCUGCCGCCGCUGGCGGUGUCGCCACCGAAGCAGCUACCGGCGAAUGCGACAUACAUGGCGGCACCGCCGCCACCGUGGGAGGCGCAACCCGCCGCCGUACCAGGUCCCAGCACAGCGCUUGCCGCCGCGGGCACCUCCGACAACGAGGUGGAACGCGCCGUGGCCGUUUCGGGACAGCUGCCAGCAACGGCGCCGCCUUCGCCGGCGGCCCCUGUGGGCAGCGUCGGUGGUACUGGAACGGCGUGUGCAGGCCGCGACGGUGACGCAGGUGAGGGUGGCGAUAGCACCGAUCUGGCGCAGCAUGUUCUUGCUGCCGCCGCCCCACCUGCUGCUGCUGCUGCUGGCGCGGUGAUGGCGACCGCGCCGGGUGCUGUGGCUGUUCCGGGGAUGAGGGUGCGGGUUGCAGUAGAGGAGAAAACGAACGACGAUGGCAGCGUCGCAAAGCUUGCGGCGUUGCCUGAAGGGACCGAAACCAAGGUGAUGGUAACAGCAACGGCGACGGCGCCUGCUGUACAGCAAACGAGAAGAACGGCGACAGCCGUACUGGAGCGUCCGCAAGCUUUAGGACCCGGCGACGGUGGCAGCAGCAAUGGCCGUAUGUACGGUGGUGACAUCGGCGGCACUGCCGUGGCUGCGGACAGCCGUUGGCGCCGACGGGAGCCCGACGGCGGCAGCGGGGCCGACGUCGACGCCGCCUCAUCUUCGCGAACACAUCACGGCGACGGUGGUGGCGACGCAGGCGGCGAGGACAACGCAAGUAACGGUAAUGGCAACGGUGCCGGCAGUGACGGCGCAUCUGCAGGGUUGCCGGCGGUAGUUGCUGUAGAGGUUCUGGAGGCGGGCCCCCAUCAACUGGGUGGCGGCGGCGCCGCUGCCGCGCCGGGGCGGACCCUGCUCCUCCCACCGCGACCGCUAAAGCACUCCGUGGACAAGCCCGCUGUUCACGUCACUGCGGAAGUCGUCGUCACGCAGGCGGCUUCCGGGCCUCCAAGCCACGGCGUCGAGGUGGGAAGGGAUCAGGGUCAGGCCGCCGCCGGAGGCACCGGUGAUGGCGGCGCCGUUGGCGUCACUGGCCCAGUGCUGAGUGCGUUGGUGAGCCUUACGGCGUCCGCACACUCCCUGACGGCCGCAGCUAUCGAAAAGGCGCGGGAGUCCUUGAGCCAGAAGACGCCGCCGCCGCCGUUAUCUUCAGCCGGCGACGGAGGCAGCGGCGGCGGCGGCGGCGACGAGCACCCUUGGUGGCAGUUCUGGGUGCCCAAAGGCGGUACCGUCAAGCUGCAAGACGCGGGCGCUGCCGACGGCGAUGGAACCGGCGCUGCGGCCUCAGCAGCGGAGGCACUCCCCGCGUCCAAGGGCGGUGCGGCGGCGGCGCCGGCCGAGCCGUCAGACGGCAGUGGUGCGAAGCCCUGGUGGCAAUUUUGGUCGGAUGGAGACAAGGAGCGCGACAAGGGGGAAGAUGGCGACGGCAGUGAGGGCUUGCGGCAGGGCGCGGAGGGCGAGGAUCAUCGCGGCAGCAAGCCCGUGGAGGCGAUUUACAUUCCCGCUGACCUGCCCCUGGAGGAAAUCGCAGCGGAGGUGCAGAGACUCAAGGAGGACAGUUGGCGCGAGCGGAGUGACCACGUCAGCAGCUUGUGGAGGAAGGCGGUGGAGAGGAACGACCGCAAGUGGUUGAUGUUGGCCGCGUUUUUGUUGUCGGUGGCGGUCGGGCUGCUGACGGUGGUUGCGUGGAGACUGGAGCAGCUGGAGCACAUGCAGGCGGCCGUGCCGCAAAUCGCCCUCAUGACGAUGCAGGCGGCCCUGCAGGCCUUGGAGCAACACGCCAGUAGCGGCGGCGGCGGCCUUUUGUGA